Messenger RNA from Limanda limanda (common dab), 2646 nucleotides. It is a transcript of the gene nefma, whose product is annotated as neurofilament medium chain a. Gene Ontology annotation, biological process: neurofilament bundle assembly. NCBI's taxonomy places the organism in Eukaryota, Metazoa, Chordata, Actinopteri, Pleuronectiformes, Pleuronectidae. The transcript is spliced from 4 exons. The record is from RefSeq and is a predicted model, not a curated record. Gene Ontology annotation, cellular component: postsynaptic intermediate filament cytoskeleton; intermediate filament; cytoplasm. Gene Ontology annotation, molecular function: structural constituent of cytoskeleton. The coding region runs from base 1 to 2646 and encodes 881 amino acids.
AUGAGUUACCCGGUGGACUCGAUAGGAAGUCCCUUCAGAAGAGCUAUGGAUACUAGGACGACCAACUACGGCUACAGCCGCUCCGCCACCCCCUCCAGCGGCUUCCGCUCCCAGUCCCAGUCCCAGUCCUGGUCCCGAUCGAGCCCCGGCUCCACCGUGUCCUACAAGAGGAGCGUGAACAUGCCGGUGUCCCGCGGCUACAGCUCCACUGACAGCGGUGAUUACAGCCAGACCUCCAUCCUGAACGGAGAGUACAAGCGAUCUAACGAGAAGGAGCAGCUCCAGGGGCUCAACGACCGCUUCGUGGUCUACAUCGACAAGGUGCAUUACCUGGAGACCCAGAACCAGCAGAUCGAGGCGGAGAUCCAGGCGCUGCGGCAGAAGCAGGUGUCCCGCUCCCAGCUGGGAGACCUGUACGACGAGGAGCUGCAGGAGCUGCGGUCCGUGCUGGAGCAGAUCCACCACGACAAGGCGCAGAUCCAGAUCGACACCGACCACAUCGAGGAGGACAUCCACCGGCUCAGGGACCGCUUCGACGAGGAGGCUCGCAUCCGGGAGGAGACCGAGGCCAUCAUCCGCGUCCUGAAGAAGGACAUGGGCGACUCGGAGUUGGUGAAGUCCGAGUUGGAGAAGAAAGUUCAGUCGCUGCAGGAUGAGAUCGCCUUCAUCCGCAACAACCACGAAGAGGAGGUGAGCGACCUGAUCGCGCAGAUCGAGGCUUCCCAGGUGACCAUGGAGAGGAAGGACCUGCAGAAGACCGACAUCACCGAGGCGCUGCGGGAGAUCCGCUGCGAGCUGGAGGGUCACUCCAACCAGAACCUGCAGCAGGUGGAGAACUGGUUCAUGUGCCGCUACUCCAAGCUCACCGACGCCGCGGAGCAGAACAAGGACGCCAUCAAGUCCGCCCGGGACGAGAUCUCCGACCACCGCCGCCAGCUGCAGUCCAAGACCGUGGAGCUGGAGUCCGUGCGCGGGACCAGGGACUCGCUGGAGCGGCAGCUGAACGACAUCGAGGACCGACACAACAGCGACCUGUCCAGCCUGCAGGAGACGAUUCACCAGCUGGAUAAUGAGCUCAAGAGCACCAAGUGGGAGAUGGCUCGUCACCUGCGCGAGUACCAGGACCUCCUCAAUGUCAAGAUGGCCCUUGACAUUGAGAUUGCUGCAUACAGGAAACUCCUCGAGGGUGAGGAGACCCACUUCAGCACUUUCCCUUAUCGCCAGCCGAUCACUCCCGCCAAAAUCUCCAAGCCCAAAUCGGAAUCCUCCAAGCUGAAGGUGCAGCACAAGUUUGUGGAAGAGAUCAUCGAGGAGACCAGGGUGGAGGAUGACAAGUCCGACCUGGAUGAGGCCCUGGCUGAGAUAGCACAGGAGCUGUCAGCCACGCUCGGAGGGGGAGGAGAGGAAGAGGAGGAUGAAGAGGAGAAGGAUGGUGGAGAGAAUGAGGAAGCAGAGGGUGAGGAUGAAGAGGGUGAAGUAGAUGGAGGAGAGGUAGGACAAGAGGAGGAAGUUGUUAGCGCCACUGAAGCUAAAGUGAGCUCCAGCGCACCCGAUAAGGGGGAAGAGGAUGAGGAAGAAGAAGAUGAGGCAAAGGGUGGCGAUGAGGGAGAAGGUGGAGAGGAAGGAGAGAAGGAAGAAGAAGGUGAGGGAGAUGAUGAGGGAGAAAAGGGGGAUGAUGCAGAGGGAGAAGGAGAAGAGGGAGGAGAGGAGGAAGAGGUUGAGGAGACAGUUCUGUGCUCCAAAGCUCCUGAGUCUAAAGCCUCUCCUGACAAAGAGAAGGAUGGAGAGAAGGAGAGCAGCGGAGGAGAGGAGGAAGCAGCGGAGGACGCUGGUGCUGAAGAGGAGGGUGAUGAUAAGGAUGAUGACAAAGCAUCCAAAAGCGGAGACGAGAAAGAGGAAAAAGAGGAUUCAGAAAAAAGCAAAAAGGAAGACGAGAAGAAAGUAAAAGAUGAGAAAGCAGAUGACAAGACAGAAAAAGAGUCCCCUAAAGCUGAAUCUCCCAAAGUUGAAUCCCCAAAAGCUGAAUCCCCAAAAGCUGGAUCCCCUAAAGCUGAAUCUCCCAAAGCUGAAUCCCCAAAAGCUGAAUCUCCAAAAGCUGAAUCCCCAAAAGCUGAAUCCCCAAAACCUGAAUCCCCAAGAGCUGAAUCCCCAAAAGCUGAAUCCCCAAAACCUGAAUCCCCAAGAGCUGAAUCCCCAAAAGCUGAAUCCCCAAAACCUGAACCCUCCAAACCUGAAUCCCUUAAGACCGAGAAGCCCGACGCUCCUAAGCCUGCUGAAGAGAAACCCGAGAAAAAGAGCGACUCAACAGAAGACAAGAAGGUAGAAAAGACCGAUGUUGCCAUGAACGGCGAUUUGGACAAGAGCCCAGAAGAGGAAGUGAAGAAAGACGAGGGCCAGGAAGACGACGCGCUCGCUAACGGCGUGGACGACGUCAAUAAGGACGACCCCAGCCAGAAGGUGGUGAUCACCAAGACCGUGGAGACCAUCACCACCGGCGAGGACGGCUCCAAGCACGUCACCAAGUCCGUCACCGUGACCGAGACGGUGAAGGAGGUAGAAGAGAUGGUGCAGGAGACAGUGGUGGCCACCAAGAAGACGGAGAAGCACUCCACACAGUCGGUCAAGGAGGUGACCGAGGGCAACUGA